AUGCGAAAACGCCUUGUCAUCUUCUCUUAUUACAUCGGGGGAAAAAGAAGAAGAAGAAGAAAAAAAAAACAAUAAUAAUUACUUUCCUCAAAUUUGAAUCUUGCAAAAAAGAAGGUGAAUAAAGCUGGAGAAGUAAACCCAAAGUCACCCAAAUUUCUCCUCAUAUCACUCCUCCUCAGAUUGUGAUGUCUCCAAUCCUGUCCAAAAAAUGCUAGAGAAUCCCAAAAAAGCUCUCAUGUAUUUCUCCCGCUGCUUCUCCGAUCUCGACUGGCGGCUCCUCCUCCUAGUCAUCCCUCCCCUCUCUCUCAUAGUCUUCUUCUCACUCUCCUCUGCCCCCACCAAUCCCCUAUCCCCAAUCCGAUCCUUCAUUAUCGGCCGUACGAUCCUGCAGCCCCAGCACAACGUAACAGCCAACUCAACUGACGUCGUCGCGUCCUGGAAGGAUGAACUGGAUCGGUCGAGAAUUGCGGUGUGCUUGGUGGGUGGGGCCCGGAGGUUCGAGCUCACCGGGCCGUCCAUAGUGGAGAAGAUUCUGAGAGAGUAUCCGAAUUCGGAUCUUUUCUUGAAUAGUCCGAUGGACCCGAAUGCCUUCAAGUUCUUGCUUCUGAAGACCGCGCCGAGGCUCGCGUCCGUCAGAAUUUUCCGGCCAAAACCAAUGGCCGAGUCCGAGUUGCAGCUCCGAGUCUUAACCGCCCACAACUCGCCCAAUGGCAUCCAGGGUCUUUUGCAAUAUUUCAAUCUGGUGGAAGGCUGCCUGACUCUAAUUCAAGAAUACCAAAAGCAGAACAACUUCACCUACGACUGGAUAGUCCGAACCCGAGUCGACGGGUACUGGAACGCCCCACUCGACUCGAAAUUCUUUGUACCGGGCAAGUACCUAGUCCCACCCGGUUCCAACUAUGGCGGACUCAACGACCGACUUGGAAUUGGGGACCUCAACAGCUCCACAGUGGCCCUCUCUCGCCUCUCGCUCAUACCCCAGCUCGACGCUGCUGGGUUGCACCAGCUCAACUCGGAGACGGCGUUCAAGGCCCAGCUCACCACCCAAGGGGUUACUUCCGUCACAAAACGACUCCCGUUUUGCAUAGUUACAGACCGCAAGUAUGAUUUCCCGCCAGCGCGUUUUGGAGUUCCGGUUGCAGCCCUGUCGAGCCCGGGCCCAUUGAGCGGGGCAAAAUGCAGGCCUUGCAAGCCGGUGUGCCAAGGCCCGUGCGUAGGGGACGUGAUGGAGCGCCUGUUCAAAGGGUGGAGCUGGACUGACUGGGCCAACGGGACGCUCCAGCUUUGUGAUGCGCAUGGGGAUUGGGAGAAGGGUUGGGAGAAGAUAUUUGAUAGAGUAGCUGGGAAGAAAAAGAGUGCCGAGCGAAAACGAGUUUGGAGUUUGACGGUGGAGAAGUGCAUUGCUGAUUUUAAUCAGAUGAGAAACCGGACCGGAAUCUGGGACACGCCGCCCGUGGAUGAGAUUUGUAGGAUAGGAGUCACUUCCGGUCCCAAGUGAAGCUACAAGCUCCUUAAAGAACAAGAAACUAACCAAAACAAAAAAAGCAUACAAGCACAGGCUCCUUUAAAGAGAAGGCAUAGAGAGAGAUUUUUGGCUGAUGUAGAAUUUCUCUUCGGUUGUAGUGUAUAUUAUUGUUGUGAUUUUUUCAAACAAAAAAAUAAUAAUAGUUUACCGACUUUACGGUACAUUACAGAUGAA
Rosa chinensis is the source of this 1699-nucleotide messenger RNA. RefSeq lists its product as uncharacterized. Lineage: Eukaryota; Viridiplantae; Streptophyta; Magnoliopsida; Rosales; Rosaceae. Bases 209 to 1498 code for a protein of 429 amino acids. The transcript is spliced from 2 exons. The record is from RefSeq and is a predicted model, not a curated record.